AUGAAUUUGAAGUGGUUAUUUCUAAUUUUUAUCUACAAAAGCUAUGUUGAGUCUACAGAAAAGCUUUCUAAAACUCAAGAAGACGAUUUAUUUGAAGUGUACUUGGAAAUGUUUAAUAUUUCAUUUGAUAGUCAUCAUCGACAGAUAUUUUCUUAUUCGUUGUCAGACGAUUCUCUAACUUCUAAGAAAAAUGCAAAAAAGUAUUUUCUUCAAACAUUUUAUUCAAUUGAGAAACACAAUCGAAGAUUUCAAAAUGGAAAAGAGACAUUCCGUCAAGCAAUCCAUCAAUUCGCACAUUUUUCACGAAAAGAGUUUUUGAAAUAUCGUACAGGAUUAGCAAAACCUUCAAAUGUUUUUAAUUCAUUAUCAAAUAAUAAUGCUACAAUAACAAAUAUGUCUAAAUCUAUGCGACUUACAUAUCCUGAAUAUUUUAACUGGGUAGAUCGAGGUAUCGUAAGACCUGUUAGAAAUCAGGGAUUGUGUGGUGCAUGUUAUGCUUUUGCAGCAUUAGCAGCAGUUGAAGGACAAAUGGGAUUACAAGGAAACAAUGCAAAGCUUUCAGAACAGGAAGUCAUAGACUGUGCAACACAUGAAAUUGAAUUUGAACGCAUUUUUCUUGGUUGUAAAGGAGGUGACGACACGGCAGUUUAUAAUUUUGCCAAAAUGCAUAAAGGUGUGACAUCUGAAUAUGCAUAUCCUUAUCAAAUGAGGGUAAACAGAUGUAAUACUAAUCGAUCUAAAGUUCAUGGAUCAACAGUAAGAAGCUAUGUAAAAUUACCAGUUAAUGAAGAAUAUAUAAAAGAAGUUUUAUUUUUACAUGGACCUCUUUAUGCUUCAUUUCAUGCAUCAGAUGCUUUCACGGCUUAUUCAAAUGGAAUUUUUACAGAUCCAAAUGGAGACUGUUAUGGUGAAAAAAGUAACCACGCUGCUUUAUUAGUUGGAUGGGGUAGCGAACAUGGUCUUGAUUAUUGGAUAUUGAAAAAUAGUUAUGAUACUUGGUGGGGAGAAGGUGGAUAUUUUCGUAUAGCAAGAGGAUACAAUCUUUGUAACAUUGCAAGCGAUGUUUCAUAUCCAAUUAUCAAUUAGACACAAUUUUUAAAAAACAUAAAACAAAAAUUAAAAAUUUAUAUUAAGUAUUGUAUCAGGUAGAAAACCAAAAAAUACAUACAUUCACACCGUACCAUUGCAAGUUUUGUUACUAUGAUUUUUGACAAAUUUAAGUCAUUUGCAGACGAAGAAGUCUUGAAGUAUCUUGUAUGGAGUGUAAUCAACUUUCGUUAACCAAUUUUUUGUCAUUUCUUGUAAACAAAAUUUUUGAUAUAUUAUUUUGAAUUAAGUUAACUUAAAUAACUUAUUGAUUUUUAUAAUGCAAAAAUUGGGUUUAUUUUUAGUGCUUAAUUUUUUUUUUUAAAAUGAAUAUUUUUUUUGGAAUUUGUUGAAGAAGCUGGCAUGAAAUAUAUUCAAAAAAUUACAAUUUUUUGUUAAUUUUUAUUUAAAAAUCUUGAAAUCUAAAAUUUUAGCUGAGAGUUUUUAAAUAGAAAAUGAACUCAAGGGAUUGGAACUCCCAAAAACUUGCAAGUUUUGUAAAACCACAAGUUUCCCUAAAUUUAUGAAAAAUAAAUAUUAACAUUUUUUAAAAAAUUUCGUACUUUAGAGAAAUUUCAAAAUGACUACAUGUAGAAUAGAUCUAAAAUUUCGAGAGAUGAAGGAAAGAUAGUGUUUUUUUUCCUGAAUCACAUUUCAUUCAUUAAAAAAGUUUUGACUUAAUCAAUCAAUAAUGAUGCAGAAAUAUUAUACAGAACCAGAAAAUGCCAGAAAGCUUCUAAAUAUUUUUCCAUUUUAGUUUGAUGCCUUUUACAUACAUCAAUGAGUUUAACUCAAGAAAUUGAAUUUUUAUAAUUUUUUUUUAAAUUAUUUUAAAAAAUUUGUAAAACUUGCAAAACUUGUGAAUCUUGUGGAACUACA
Messenger RNA from Chironomus riparius, 1965 nucleotides. Lineage: Eukaryota; Metazoa; Arthropoda; Insecta; Diptera; Chironomidae. The record is from the annotation of a GenBank genome assembly.